CGCACUCAUCACUAUUCAUCGUUAUUCGCCGUAAAGCCGAUGAUUUAGAACAGCAAAUUGAUUUAUAUUGUCAUAUUUGCGUUCACGGAGGUGUUUGAACGCGCUGAGCGCGAGCUCGCGUCGCGUGACCGCCGCUUGAUCAACAUCCGGCUCUGUACAGUGGUGGUUCAGCGGACCUGAGGGAGAACAUGUUGGCCUGGUUUGUGCUGCUGUGUGCUCAGCUGAUGUUCGGCUGGGUCCGCGCGUCAGAACUCACCUUCGAGCUGCCAGACAACGCCAAGCAGUGCUUCUACGAGGACAUCACCAUCGGCACCAAGUGCACACUGGAGUUCCAGGUGGUCACCGGCGGUCACUAUGACGUGGACUGUCGUCUGGAGGAUCCGGACGGGACGGUUCUCUAUAAAGAGAUGAAGAAGCAGUACGACAGCUUCACCUUCACCGCCUCCAGGAACGGCACCUUCAAGUUCUGCUUCAGCAACGAGUUCUCCACCUUCACGCACAAGACCGUGUACUUCGACUUUCAGGUCGGCGACGACCCUCCGCUUUUCCCCAACGAGAACCGAGUGACGGCUUUAACACAGAUGGAAUCCGCCUGCGUCUCCAUUCACGAGGCCCUGAAGUCCGUGAUCGACUAUCAGACGCACUUCCGUCUGCGAGAGGCUCAGGGCCGCAGCCGAGCCGAGGAUCUGAACACCAGGGUGGCCUUCUGGUCCAUCGGGGAGGCCUUCAUCCUGCUGGUGGUCAGCAUCAGUCAGGUGGUUCUUCUCAGGAGCUUCUUCUCAGACAAGAAAACCACUACAACCCGCGUGGGAUCGUAACUGGGUCACCUCCAAGGGUUUUUAUACAAAUGAGUUACUUAAACAAACUCCUUGAGCUUGUUUUCUUUAGUCCUGUGUGUGAUCCUCAGCUCAUAUCCAGCAGAAUAUGUCAGCGCUGAAAAUUAAACUGCUUUAUUUAUUUUGUGGCUGUGUGUUGACUCUUUACAUGUAUGUGAAUGUUGAAGGAUGUACAGACACUGUAGACCUGCCUGACACACCAGUGCAGUUAAUACUCGUCUGAUUGUAUCAUCAUCAUCAUCUUCAUCACUCGAGACUUAGUUCAGUUUGAAUGCGAGAGAGCUUUAUUUGCUUUAUGUUGUACAAAACAGGCAUCCUUGCUCAUGUUUCCUAGUCGUCGUUUUCUUUUCAUGAUGUUGGUGUAAUUGGUGUUUUUUUAAAUUUUUUUUUAUUAGGUGUUUCUUUUUAUUAGCGGUGCAUUGAUUUCUUGUUUGAAUUGGUUAAUAAAUGUCUGGAGGAAAGUCUCAAAGAAUCUUACAGUUCUUUCUUUUUAAGUGCAAAUCUUAUCAAGUAUAAUUUAUUUUAAGAUGCAAGAAGAGAAAUGCACUGCACAGUGACUCUGAUCAGCUGAGGUGGAUUAAAAGGUUUUUUUUGUUUUGUUAUAUCUCUGAAUGCGUAUUGACUCCAUCCAUUCAUUCAGAUGUGGAUCUGUUUGUGCAUAAACUAUAGCAAAACUCACCGGUUUAAAGGAUUGUUUCACGCAUUACACUAGCCUAGAUUGUAAUAGCUCAUAAAGCAUAACUCUACAGCAGAUCUCUUUGCUCUUUAAUGCUCAGUCAUAUGCCAGAUUACACUGCACUGAAGCGCUUCUGAAGCGGCAUUUAGGUCUUUACACAGACUGUUUAAUGCUGCUCAGAGGUGGCAUAAAUGCAUGUAUAGUUUUGAUACUAGAGCCUGAGCAGUCAUAAUUUAGCCUGGCUUUGAUGUAGAAUUGCAUCUUUACACUUGAAUUCUGAGCAGCCUUAACUCAGCUGUGUAAUGCAUUUAUGUCUCCUAAUCAGCAUUAAACAAAAUGUGUAAAGACACCUAAAUGCCGCUUCAGAAGCGUUUUUGUGCUGCCUUUGCAGUGUAAAUUUGACAUCGGCUGUGUAAAGAUAAUUAUGAGUGUGUACAGGUUUCUUCAAUAUUGAGUCACUGCUUAUGGUCUAAAUCACAUUCGUUUGCAUUUAGCAUGAAAGCAAAUGUUUUCUUUGUACAGUUCCCACAGUUGUAAGAAAAAUAAAGCAGAAACGUGGAAUCGA
Messenger RNA from Onychostoma macrolepis, 2077 nucleotides. It is a transcript of the gene tmed7, whose product is annotated as transmembrane p24 trafficking protein 7. The coding region runs from base 189 to 818 and encodes 209 amino acids. The record is from RefSeq and is a predicted model, not a curated record. NCBI's taxonomy places the organism in Eukaryota, Metazoa, Chordata, Actinopteri, Cypriniformes, Cyprinidae. Gene Ontology annotation, cellular component: endoplasmic reticulum-Golgi intermediate compartment; Golgi apparatus; COPII-coated ER to Golgi transport vesicle. Gene Ontology annotation, biological process: intracellular protein transport; endoplasmic reticulum to Golgi vesicle-mediated transport; Golgi organization. The transcript has 4 exons.